Messenger RNA from Thlaspi arvense, 309 nucleotides. NCBI's taxonomy places the organism in Eukaryota, Viridiplantae, Streptophyta, Magnoliopsida, Brassicales, Brassicaceae. The record is from the annotation of a GenBank genome assembly.
AUGAUUCACGAUAGCGAUCGUCGUAAAUUUGGAUCACGUGCAAUAAUUGGGCUUUUCCAAAGUAGGCCUCAUAUUGAGCUUAAAAUUAAAUUUCUGCACAGAAAGCAAACGACGAUGUAUCUCCAGUGCUAUAUCAACGAGAAGGGCGAGAAGGUUUACACCACUAAGAAGGAAUCACCGCUCGGAUUAGCCACUGAAUCUGCCCAUCCAGCCCGAUUCUCCCCUGACGAUAAAUACUCGAAGCAGAGAGUUUUGAAUAAGAAGCGGUUUGGUAUCUUACCGACCCAGGGUGCACCUGUCAAGUACUGA